Molecule: messenger RNA, 1548 nt
Organism: Pipistrellus kuhlii (Kuhl's pipistrelle)
Lineage: Eukaryota; Metazoa; Chordata; Mammalia; Chiroptera; Vespertilionidae
Gene: B3GALT9
Product: beta-1,3-galactosyltransferase 9
Exons: 2
Coding region: 402-1511 (369 amino acids)
Cellular component (GO): membrane
Molecular function (GO): hexosyltransferase activity
Source: RefSeq, a predicted model, not a curated record
UGACAUUUCUCCUUGUGUGAUGAUGCUGUGGAGAGGUGGUAUGAGUGAACUGUUCUUUCAACUCCCAGUCAUACUUCAUCAGAAACUGGCGUAAAGACAAAAGGUCAGUUUCAAGAGGUACAGAAGAGUGGAAGCAUUUGAAGAGGUUUGCUUUUUUUUUAACUCCUUGUUCUGGAUUCACUCUAGCUGUAACAUGAUCAGCACUUGCUCUCCUACACAGCCAGCAGGUAUUCUGGGACAAAGCUCAGGUUGAUUGGCUAGAAACCUUAUCCUUAAAGUCUGAAGCACAAAGUACUUUACUUCAAUUGCGGUUAGACUGACUUGAUCCUGAAAGACAUUUGGGCAUAAUUUGGCAUCUGGACUCAGUAAUUUUCAAAGCCCUGAAAUUGCUCACAGACAACAUGCAGGUGACAUUCUGCAGACUUCGGACUCACCAGUGGUGUUUCAUUCUGUUUAACGUUAUCCUAUUCCAUGCCUUGUUUUUUGGGGCUGAUUUUGUGGAAGAAUACUUUUUGCAUGCUUUGCCUUACGUAGAUAUGAAAGUUCUUGAAAUUAAGGCUAGGGCAAGAAAAUUGAACACGGAGCCCCUGAGAAGUAACCUUUCCAAAUAUUACGUCUUGAGCCAGUCGGAGGUGUGUAAAGGGAAGGAUAUAUUUUUGCUCUCUCUCAUCUUCAGUAGCCCCGGAAAUCGGACAAGACGGGACCUCAUCAGAAAAACCUGGGGUAACAUGACCAGUGUCCAAGGGCAUCCCAUCCUCACACUGUUUGCUUUGGGGAUGCCUAUUUUGGCAAGUACCCAGCAGGAGAUAGACCAAGAGUCCUAUGCAAAUAACGAUAUAAUCGAAGGAAUCUUUCUGGACAGUGCCGAGAACCAAACUCUAAAGAUCAUCACAAUGACCCAGUGGGCUGUGACCUUCUGCCCUAAUGCUUUAUUCAUUCUCAAAGUUGAUGAAGAUGUAUUUGUCAAUCUACUGAGCCUGAUCAGUUACCUUCUCAAUCUGAAAGCACACCUUGAAGAUAUCUAUGUAGGAAGAGUUAUCCACCAGGAUAUGCCCAAUAGAGACCCUACUAGCCAAGAAUUUGUGCCUCUUAUCGAAUACCCAGAAAAGUACUACCCGGAUUACUGCAGUGGUGAGGCUUUUAUUAUGUCCCAAGACGUGGCUCGGAUGAUGUAUAUAGUUUUCAAAGAAGUACCCAUUAUGGUACCUGCUGAUGUGUUUGUAGGGAUUUGUGCCAAGCUUGUUGGCCUCAUACCCAUCCAUAGUUCAAGGUUUUCUGGGAAAAGACACAUCAGAUACAACAGAUGUUGCUAUAAGUUCAUCUUCACAUCUUCAGAAACUACUGAUGCCGAAGUGCCCUUGGCAUGGAAGGAAAUUAAUGAUGGAAAAGAAUGUACACUGUUGGAAACUUACUCUGGGCUAAUUUCCUGCAAGCUUCUGACAUACCUUGACAGCUUUAAACGUUUUCAUAUUGGUACCGUAAAAAACAAUGCCAUAUAUUCUGGGGAUUAGGAUUUCUUUUCCUUAUACGUGUGUUCUUUUUAAAUUA